Penaeus indicus is the source of this 2593-nucleotide messenger RNA. RefSeq lists its product as uncharacterized. Lineage: Eukaryota; Metazoa; Arthropoda; Malacostraca; Decapoda; Penaeidae. Gene Ontology annotation, cellular component: extracellular matrix. The record is from RefSeq and is a predicted model, not a curated record. The coding region runs from base 56 to 2593 and encodes 845 amino acids. The transcript is spliced from 27 exons.
GAGAGCGUCGGGGAAGGUCUUCUACCUACGUCUGUCCUGGUGGCGAUAAUCGAAGAUGUGGUCAAAUAUGAUCAUUCUCCUGCUGAUGCUGCUUGCUUCGGGCAUGACAGCAACAGCAGCAGUAACAGCACCAGAAGGUGAAACAACAACAGCAGCAGUAACUUCAUCAUACUGUACAUUCAAUGGGAAGACUUAUUCGACGGGAGAAUUGCUCGUAGACAGUUGCUUGAACCUAGAAUGUGUGGGAGACACCUGGUACCCGACAGGCUAUUCAAGGAGCACGUGUUCAAUGUGUUCGCUCAGAAAUGACCCACAUAUCACGGGAUUCUCUGGCUUUUACUACGACUUCCACGGCAUCUUAGAAUACUACAUCGCUAUGAAUAUAGACACAUACGGAGUGACUGGCGACUUUUAUCCGUGCAAUACUUUUGCUUCUUGUCUGGACAUCAUUACGUACAAAGACGAUGCGGAUACAGUCAUUACAUUCGACAAAGAUGGUGGGGAUACGAUCCUCGUCAAUGGUGACCCUUUCACUGUCACCAAUGUUGUCCAAAAUGUGCAAUCCGCCGGCGGUGUCGUUCAUCCAGUCCUUGCAUGGAAACAGGGUCACUGCAUUCGCAUUGUAGGAACUCGAGGUAUUGCGGUGAGUUUCUGCAUCCAUGACAUGUACGUGUGGGCUGAAAACGCCAUCCUCGGAGACCUGAAUGGCUUGUGCUUCGGCGGCCGUGCAUUCGGCGCUGCCAAGACCAAACACUUCCAAAGACUAGCUGUCUCACAGGAGGAAAUCAACAAGUGGGGCGAAUCGCUACUAGUUCCGGGCAGCAAUACCCGACCGUUUGAAUCCUCCACUACCGUUGCUUAUGGGGUACUCACCAAUGAAGUGGAUGCCAUUUGUGAUAACGAGAUCGAACAGUGCCAGGCCCUAUUUAACACUGUGUUUUACACGAAAGACUUGUUUAACGCUGUUGUAGAUUUCUGCGUGGUCGACGUAUGCCUCAUGACGCUGAGCAACGCCACCCAGGACGAGAUUGAUGACUGGAAGAGGAAAAUGUCCGACAUGCUGAAGAACACCGUGGACGUCAUCGAAUACACCCUCCCAGCAACUACAGUUCACACAACAACUGAAGCUCCAACAAUAACUGCAGCUCCAACAACUGCAAGUACAGUUUACCCAACGGCAGGACGAGACUACUGUACAUUCGACGGGAAGAUCUACGCAAACGGAGAAACAAUUGAAAACAGCUGCUUGUUCCUGGUAUGUGCGGGAGAUACUUGGCGACCGACAGGGCGUAUAAACAACACAUGUUCAAUGUGCUCAAUCAGAAAUGACCCUCACUUCAUCGAUUUCUUUUCUUGGGCCUUCGAUUUCCAUGGCACAGAUAACUACGCAAUCGCAAGGAACGUAGAUUCCAGUGGAGUGACAGGUGACUUUUAUGAGUGCUUUCCCUUCAUUUCCUGUCUGGACAUCAUUACGUACAAAGAUGAUGCAGCCACAGUCAUCACUUUCAACAGAAACGGCGGGAACACGAUCCACGUGAAUGGCAGCCCUUUCACCGUUACCAAUGCUGUCCAAAAUGUGCAAUCCGCCGGCGGUGUCGUUCACCCGGUCCUUGCAUGGAAACAUAAUAGCAACUGCAUUCGCAUUGUAGGAACUCGGGGUAUUGCGAUGGCCUUCUGCGGAUGGGAAAUGUACGUCUGGGCUCAAGACGCCAUCCUCGGAGGCCUGGAAGGUCUGUGUCUAGCUGGCUCUGCCUUCGACUUGGCCAAUCCUACGAGUGGCUACAGAGUCCUUCGUGUCCCUCAGGAGGAAAUUGAUGUGUGGGGCGAAUCACUCCAAGUUUCAAGAAAUCACGCCGUGAGACAUGUCAGUAGUACUAUUAUAAAAAGCAAUUGUGAUGACGCCACCGAGGAAGAGCUGCUGCAGGCGUGCCUGGACCUUCUCCACGGGGCGUCCUACAACGGACAUCAUGCAAGUGAUGCUUUGCUGCAGAUUACUGCCCACUUCUGCAAGGUCGACCUGUGCGCCAUGUCGCUGACGAACGCGUCUCAGGAGGCGAUUGAUGAAUGGAAAGUCAUCAUGGUCGACAUGUUGGAGAACACAGUCGAAGUCAUCGUCAGCACCCUCCCCCCUGAAGAUCCACAAGAUCCUGAGGAGGAUGACAGGAGGGGCUGUUUGUUAGAGCUGUCUCCACCCGCAGACCCUCCACUGCUGAAGGAUAAAGUGAACCAGAUGCUAUCUUAUAGCCUCUGUGUUCUCUGCUGUGUUUACCUCAGUUCCAGAGGAGCUGAAUGCCCUACUGUCCCGACCGCUACAUUUCACUUGUCACGGGGCGGCGACCCGGGCGGGCCAGGUGCUGCGGUCACCCCCACGAUGGGGGGAAUCGCAGUGAAAACUCUGAGGGGGAGGACUCGGUGGAUAACGGUCCCACCCCUCCCGUGGCUGAAGAAUGCGCUUCAGUCUGUAGUUCAGUGGAUAGCCCCGCUUAAUCCAUUGCCAUGCAACGGACAUGUGCUGAAGGUGAUCCCGAUGCCCAGCGGUAUUCAGUCCAUUAAAGCCCAGGGUGAUGUCUCUUGUUGCUGCCGCUCUGUAUAG